AUGUCAGCAUCUGCAGGCGUCCAGGCGACCCCAGACAAGCUGCGGGUGACCGCACACGAGCAGUAUGAUGCACCGGAAUCGCUCUCCCCAUCGACCGUCGCCGCCUCGCCACUCGACCAGUUUCGCACCUGGUUCACGCAGGUGCAGGGUCUCGCCCGCGAGCCCGAGUCCAUGACGCUCAGCACCGCGUCCGCCGCCGGCAUUCCCUCUGCGCGCACUGUGCUCUUCAAGCAGCUCGACCCGCGCGGCUUUGUCUUCUACACGAACUACACCUCACGCAAGUCUCGCGAGCUCCUCGAAAAUCCGUACGCAGCGCUGACGUUCUUCUGGCGCGAGGUGCACAAGCAGGUGCGCGUCGUCGGGCGGGUGGAGAAGCUCACGAAGGAGGAGAGCGAUGAGUAUUAUCGGAGCCGCCCUGUCGGCAGCCGGCUAAGCGCGUGGGCGAGCAAGCAGAGCACUGUUGUCAACGAUGGCGAGGUGCAGGCCCGAAUGGACAAGCUCCAGGAGCGCUUCGCGGUGCAGGAGAGCGAUGGGACGGGCGAUGUUCCUCUUCCGGACUUCUGGGGCGGAUGGAGAGUAAUUCCAGAUGAGGUCGAAUUUUGGCUGGGGAAGCCAUCUCGUCUUCACGAUCGCGUUCGCUACCUUCGAGUGCCGGGGUCACCAGAAGAUGCACCCCAGUGGACAAUAGAUAGGCUUGCGCCUUGA
Molecule: messenger RNA, 705 nt
Organism: Fibroporia radiculosa
Lineage: Eukaryota; Fungi; Basidiomycota; Agaricomycetes; Polyporales; Fibroporiaceae
Exons: 2
Coding region: 1-705 (234 amino acids)
Biological process (GO): pyridoxine biosynthetic process
Molecular function (GO): pyridoxamine phosphate oxidase activity; FMN binding
Source: RefSeq, a predicted model, not a curated record